This is a messenger RNA of Linderina pennispora, 714 nucleotides long. RefSeq lists its product as uncharacterized. The transcript has a single exon. NCBI's taxonomy places the organism in Eukaryota, Fungi, Kickxellomycota, Kickxellomycetes, Kickxellales, Kickxellaceae. The coding region runs from base 58 to 528 and encodes 156 amino acids. The record is from RefSeq and is a predicted model, not a curated record.
UGCCAUGUGACGUCAACUCUGCCCCAUUUGAAUCGCCCUUUCCAGCAAAAAAAGCCUAUGGCACUGUCGCUCAUUUCACCGCCCUCCCUAGUGGGCUUGCCCACAUACUACCUGCGUUCAUUUUUCUCGCCACCCGCAGCCGAGACACGCUGCCGCUGCAUAUUCCAGUGCUACUCCCCGGCUAAUGCUCUGCGCAAUAUGCUGCAAUUUCACUGGUGGUCAAUUUAUGCUGUGCAACCCACCUCCCUUACCAAUACAAACCAAAUAAUGUCAUUUGAACAAAAAACAAAUAUGCUAAACUCAUAUUGCCCUAGUUGCAGGUGCACACCGACGCGCACUGGCACCCGACUCCAGAUCCCUGGCACUCGCAGUACUCGCUGUGCGAGGUCGCUGCCUGCCCACUGCUCGUCGAUCUAUACACUUCCUUGUAGAUCUGGUUCGUCAGGUUAUCCUGAGCUCCAGAGCUUUUCGCUGUCUGCUGCUGCUGUUGCUGCUGCUGCUGCUGUUGCUGCACUGCCGGCUUGCUAACCAGCGGUGCCUGAGGAGUCUGUACGGCGUUCAUUUUUGGUGGAAGAAAUACUUGAAGGCUGAUUUAUAUAAAAGAGUUGGCUUUUUGGAUGGAGGAUGAAGAACGAAAGGGAGAAACCCAGGCGUCCUCUUCCUUUUAUAUCUGCUUGGCUUGGCUCCCUUUUUACUCGCUUCAAUCCGAUAAAC